Messenger RNA from Colius striatus (speckled mousebird), 669 nucleotides. Its product is annotated as cytochrome b-c1 complex subunit 7. Gene Ontology annotation, biological process: mitochondrial electron transport, ubiquinol to cytochrome c. The record is from RefSeq and is a predicted model, not a curated record. The coding region runs from base 282 to 521 and encodes 79 amino acids. The transcript has 4 exons. NCBI's taxonomy places the organism in Eukaryota, Metazoa, Chordata, Aves, Coliiformes, Coliidae.
AGCGCCCGUGGGUGCUGCACUGCCGACGCAGCCCGGACGAGCCCAGUCCCACCCGAGGGAGCCUGCCUCCGGUACUGAGGCUUUCCAGGAGCAGUGAGGCAGAAGGAGCUUGGGAGCGCUGGGGGCUGCCUUGGACUGUUCCGGAGGGGCGUCGAGGAUUGCAGCCCUGCCCGGAUACCCAGUCCAGCCUGAGAUGCCGCUAACUUGCAGGAGGUGGUCGCCUGAUAGACAGGAUUCGCAAGUGGUAUUAUAACGCAGCUGGAUUCAACAAACUUGGAUUAAUGCGAGAUGACACAUUGUAUGAAGAUGAUGAUGUAAAAGAAGCACUGAAGAGACUUCCAGAACAUCUUUACAAUGAAAGAAUGUUUCGUAUAAAGCGAGCGCUCGACUUAAGCCUGAAACAUCAGAUCCUUCCAAAAGACCAGUGGGUGAAGUAUGAAGAGGAUAAGCAUUACCUUGAACCGUACCUAAAAGAGGUAAUCCGUGAGAGACAUGAAAGAGAAGCAUGGAACAAGAAAUAACUUCAUGCAAAUAGCCACAUAUUUCUGAUAUUUUUAAACGUUUGGUUAUAAAGUCUACAGGGAGGCACAUGUGAGGCUGAGGAAUACUGUUUCAGCUCGUUCAUUGAAUCUCUUCAUCCAACUAAAAUAAACAUGUCAAAGUAUAAAA